Messenger RNA from Ylistrum balloti, 495 nucleotides. Its product is annotated as cysteine-rich hydrophobic domain-containing protein 2-like. The transcript has 6 exons. Lineage: Eukaryota; Metazoa; Mollusca; Bivalvia; Pectinida; Pectinidae. The coding region runs from base 1 to 495 and encodes 164 amino acids. The record is from RefSeq and is a predicted model, not a curated record.
AUGGCUGACUUCGAUACGAUUUACGAAGAAGAUGACGAUGAAGGUCCUCCUAGCGAUAGUCAGGAGUUAGUGGUACCCGAUCCCAUACUCGUAAGGGGAGCCGGGAAUGUGACAAUAUUUGGUCUCAGUAACAGAUUUGAUACAGAAUUCCCCACCAGUCUUUCAGCAAAGGUUGCUCCAGAAGAGUACAAGGCCACAGUGAUACGAUUAAACAGUGUGCUGAAGAAGGCCCUGCCAGUCAAUGUCAAGUGGCUCUUCUGUGGCUGUAUUUGUUGCUGCUGUACCCUGGGAUGUUCCCUGUGGCCUGUUGUCUGUCUCAGUAAAAGGACAAGACAUGCAAUAGAGAAAGUUCUUGACUGGGAAAACACACGGUUAUAUCACAAACUGGGGCUUCACUGGCGGCUCAGUAAACAACGCUGUGAUUCCAGUAGUAUGAUGGAAUACGUGCUGCUGAUUGAGUUCCUACCAAAGAUCCCAAUAUUUCGGCCAGAUUAA